AUGGACAACGUACGAGCAUAUGGUGCUGGAUUGGCCGGAGGGCAGUUCGACGCUAAUGUCUUCUUCAAAAAGCCGACUGUCAUUUUUAGGACAAUCGCUUUGGUGUUAGCUGCGCUUUUAUGGUUUAGCAUCUCGAAAGGCGGUUGGCAUCGACUAAGUGGAAGUUCACAUCAUCAGGUUUGUCUCUACGGUAGCAGUGCCUCGACGUGCUCUUUUGCCUCAGCGCUAGGAUUCUUUUCAUUGGUUGGUGCUGCAGCGCUGCUUUUGUUGGAUGCACGUCUUGAAAGUAUUUCUUCGGUUCCAUCCAGAAAACGAUUCGUCACUGGCGAUUUGACUGUAUCAUCUGUGUUCACUGGUAUAUUCCUUAUCGCUUUCUUCACGCUUUGGAAUAAAUUCUCAUCAUUCGAUCUUGACGAGCCGUACUCAUCAGGAUAUGCCAAAUUUGGGAUUUUAUUGGCAUUUCUAUCGACUUUAGCCUGGGGAGGUGCAGCUUUCUUCUCUUGGAGAAGAUAUGAAGAAGGUGCGAUAACAGCACUAACGUCUAACUUCGACAACGAAUUCAAUGGUUUAGAUGGUGAAGUACGAGAAGGUUAUGGCUAUGGUGGCAGCUCUGAGGGAGUGGGCGCUAUUGGAGUUUCGAAUAUUUCGUAUCAAGCUGGAGCACCACCGUUACUACCGACUAAUCCGAAUCCUUUUGUUGGCACUGAAGGCUACGGUUAUUAA
Angiostrongylus costaricensis is the source of this 723-nucleotide messenger RNA. The record is from the annotation of a GenBank genome assembly. Lineage: Eukaryota; Metazoa; Nematoda; Chromadorea; Rhabditida; Metastrongylidae.